AGUGGACAGGUGUCAGUAUGCAGGAGUCUCCAGGUGCCGUGGGUGUAGAUGGCAGCUAUGCCAGCAACGUUCCAGCCUUCCUCACCAAGCUGUGGACCCUGGUGGAGGAUCCAGAUACCAACCACCUCAUCUGCUGGAGCGCUUCUGGGACCAGUUUCCAUGUGUUUGACCAGGGACGCUUUGCCAAGGAAGUCCUGCCAAAGUACUUUAAACACAACAAUAUGGCAAGCUUUGUUCGACAGCUCAACAUGUAUGGUUUCCGUAAGGUGGUGAACAUUGAGCAGAGCGGCCUGGUGAAGCCUGAGAGAGACGACACAGAGUUCCAACAUCUGUACUUCCUCCAGGGACAUGAACACAUGCUGGAACACAUCAAGAGGAAGGUGUCCAUAGUGAAGAGUGAGGAGACCAAAGUCCGUCAGGAGGACCUCAGUAAACUGCUGUAUGAAGUCCAGCUUCUCAGAACACAACAGGACAACAUGGAGUGUCAGAUGCAGGACAUGAAACAGCAGAAUGAGGUCCUCUGGAGAGAGGUGGUCUCACUGAGACAGAAUCACACACAGCAACAGAAAGUCAUGAACAAGCUGAUUCAGUUUCUGUUCAGCCAGAUGCAGUCCAACACACCCAGCACUGUGGGCCUAAAGAGAAAGCUGCCCCUGAUGUUGGACGAUGGCUCUCCCAGCCCUCCUGCCUCCAAGUUCAGCCAUAGUCACCCAAUGGAGUCCAUGCAUGAGCCCUUCUACAUCCAGUCGCCAUCCAGUGAUACUGCCUCUUGCUCUACCAGUGGGCUGACAGGAGGACCGAUUAUAUCCGAUGUAACUGACAUGUCUCAGGCCAGUAUGGCCCUCCAGCUGCAGCCUGAUGAGACAAGGGAGAAGUGCAUGAUGCUUAUCAAAGAGGAGCCUGUGAGUCCAGGAGUGAGAGGAGGAGGGAAAGGAGGCAGUGCAGGGGGAGGAGAGGCCAUAGCGUUAACCUCCUCCUGUGAGGUGUGCUCCUCAGAACCUCCUGUCCUCCCCGUCGCAAUGGUCCAGUCUGUUCUGGAGGGGAGGGGCUCUGGAGCUUCUAUGGUGGAGAGGAGGAGUAAGAGACCUGCCCUGGACAGAGUGGAGGCUUCGGAUGCAGUGGAGAAUGUGGAUAUGAGCCUUGAGGAGCUGCAGCAGCUGCUGCUCAGGAGCCAUCAGCAGAGCACUGUGGAAGCUGGGACCAACGCUGUUCUGGAUCCCUUCAGUUUAAGCCUUCCUCUGACUGAGUGGAACUUCACAGAGAUGGAGUCCAACCUCAAAUCAUACAUGUUCCAGAACCAGGAAGCGGAGGCUUUUCCUGCUACUGGCUGUGAGGAGCAGUGAUCCAUCUGUGCUUUGGAAUGUCUUUUCUGAAAUGGAAGGCCACAGAAGCUGAUGUUCUCCUCAUUAUUUCACUCUGCAUGGGUUUGAUCCCACGGCUCUGCCAGGCUGCAUCUUACAUGUGAAUUUCUUUGCUUCAUUCUUUCUUUCUUUCCAUUCAUACACCUACAAAAUGCAUCUGAUUUUCUGGGCCUGCCGAUGUGGCCUAUCAGCCAGCAGCUCGGUCAGCUUGACCGCUUUUUGAAUGAGAAAAGACGCCGGUCGAAGUUAUCAAAAGUUACCCAAAUAAACAAGUGUUUUCCGACACAAGUAUACCUAGACUCCAAUAUUAAGCCAGCUGGAUGCAGACAGUGCAUUCUUGGCUCCUGCACUUUAGUCUUUGUGUGAGAGGGAGUUCCUGCUUGUGAAAGUGACUUUUUCUUCCUCUACUGUAUAAAGAGUCUAUUACGACUGUAUAAAUUAAUAUUUUCAUUAUUUUAUCCUUAUUACAUUUUUUUUUAUUUGUAUACAAGAGAACACUUUGGCAAAAAAGUCGCUGUGAAAAAAACAUCUUGGAGUGAAAUGUAGCAUACUGUAUAUUACAAGUUCUGUUUUUUUCAGUCUGUGUAAGAGUGAUGAAAAUUGAAUGGCUCCUCAAAUAUUUCAAGCAUUUCCAAUCAUGAUAAAUGUGUUGAGAUGGGUCAGAUGUGAUGUAGCCUUCCAUGAUAUCAAAGGUUUUUCUUGCAAAAAUAUGGAUCAAGCCUCUCUAAAAUGUUAAGAAACCCUUUAGUUGUUUAAGAAUAUCAUGAUAGGGGUUUUACACUGAAGCGCCCAUCUAAUGUAUCUUUGCACAGGCCUGACAUGUAGCUAGAGACUUGGUUACUUCUCUUCUGUCCAUUUAAAUGUGAAGUUUAAAGGAAAUAUUAAAAGAUAGACUUCUCAUUUGACAAAACCAUGAACACCACUGCAUUUUUGCACAACCUGUAUCACUAGUUAUAUAUAGGUAUGACAACAAGUCAUUUAUUUUGUGUUUGUAGAUGACCCACACUUUGUUGCUCUACACUUGCCUGUCUAAGAGAGAUAGUGGCCUCAAUAAAAGGGUUUUUAAAAUUUGAAGGCAAAUUUUAGUCUUGGAGAUAUUAUGUCUCUGAAUGUUACUACUGUUUUUAUUUGGAAACAAAGGCCACACUUAAAUUUAAGACUUGAGUGUGCAUAGAACAUAAAAACCCUGAUAUAAAGUCAUGACAGCUACUUCCAAACUUUGUAGAAAGAGAAAUACUAAACUGUCCAGGAGCCAGUCUUUAAAACAUUUAUGAUUGACUGUGUUUCAUUAUAUGGUGGGGUGGUUAUUUAAGAAUUGAAUCUGUUCUACAACCAUGAAUAUCUGCUAUGCAUAUGAAUUCUCUGGAUUAUUUAAGAUAAUCAAUAACCAUUCAAUGUAAAAUAUUUGUCCUCUGCACUGGUUGCAGACAACAGUUUUAUGGUUAAUUGAUGGUAAAUAUUGGAAAUAUCCUGGAGAUGAGUUGAAUCGUGCAAUACUGUACAGAGAUGUGAGAACUCACAAAUUUGCAAUACAUGGACGACCGUAGGAAUGUAGGAAAAAGCAACUGUGAGUGGUGGACUGGAGCACACCCUGUUGAGAUGUGCUGCAGAAGGAUAAUGUUAGCCUGUGAGUCUAAAAGCCCUGCUAGCUCUUUACAAGAGUCAAACAAAAGCUACAACUUAGCCUGUGGCAAGGCUACGGGCUAAGUUGCAACAACAAAUCCAGCUUUAAGAAUGCUUUUUUGCACAGAAUAGCUGGACAUUUUGUCCGCUUUGUGAAUCUAAAAGCCAGGCUAGCUCUUUUCAGGGAGUCAGAGCAAAAGGAUUCAAACUAACUGAACAGCAACAUCGUAAGAGCUACAUGUAGAUGCUAGCAAGGCUAAAACUCAGGGUAGCGAUUUGCGUUAGCUUUUUGAAAAGGACAUUGCAUUUUCUCCAUUAUGCACCUUUGAAUCUGUGAAUAAUUACCACUACUUAUAAUUAUGACUACAAUUGCUAAAAGUUAGAAAACAAAUCCUUGUUACAUAGACAUGAUUACAAUUUAGGUUUUUAUGUCUGCAUUAGAAAUGAUGAUUAGGAAAAUUCGCUAAGAAAGACUAGCUCAUGGCUGUGUUCCUCUUUUGUCGAUUAACCUGGAUAUUACAUUGAAUUUGCCAAAUUAAGAAGCGAAUGCAAACUGCUCCCUGCAGGUUAAAUUUUUUUCUUCUUCUCAGUGCAUACUUUGGUUAGAAGGGAGAAAAACAAGCUGUGGUGUAUAACAAGUGGAAUUGCACUAAAUCACAGUUGUAUGAUAUUUGAGAGUAUACAGUACAUUUUAGAUAUAGCAUUUAUUCUUGUUCCUCAUGAUAAUAUGAGUGUUAAUGAUUUUUUUCAAGGAGUGAUGAAUACACACAUUCAGUUGCUGUUGUGUUCUUAAUUUAUUCUGUUUUCAAUUUUAAUCAUUUGCACUGGAAAUGAAUGGAUGUGUGUUCAAAUUACAUUUAUGCUUGUCAGGAUUGCAGAUAAAUAAGGAAGUAUUAUUGUUAACUGAGUGAAAAGAUCUCUGCUGUUACAAAGCCUGGUAUCCCACAUCCUACAAAACCAACAAUACAUCAGCAUAUUAAUACAUAUACAAUAAGCACAAAACAGAAAGAAAAACCCUUUCUUUUUCAACAAACUAUGCUUGCUGUCCUGCAUAGACACUAAAGUGGGCCACAACUGCUGAAAAUGUGAAUUGUUUUAAUGGUUUUUUGCAAAGACUAAAGUGUAUUGUUACAGAGAGUCAAAGAAACUGAACAUGUAUUCCACCUGUAUGAAAUAUUUAAGUUGUUAAAAACAAAUUAAAAUGAAAG
Molecule: messenger RNA, 4192 nt
Organism: Anoplopoma fimbria (sablefish)
Lineage: Eukaryota; Metazoa; Chordata; Actinopteri; Perciformes; Anoplopomatidae
Gene: hsf4
Product: heat shock transcription factor 4
Exons: 13
Coding region: 18-1343 (441 amino acids)
Biological process (GO): regulation of DNA-templated transcription
Molecular function (GO): sequence-specific DNA binding; DNA-binding transcription factor activity
Source: RefSeq, a predicted model, not a curated record